Molecule: messenger RNA, 2842 nt
Organism: Silurus meridionalis
Lineage: Eukaryota; Metazoa; Chordata; Actinopteri; Siluriformes; Siluridae
Product: CMRF35-like molecule 5
Exons: 8
Coding region: 1302-2192 (296 amino acids)
Source: RefSeq, a predicted model, not a curated record
CAUGACAAUCACCCUUUGCACACAUGGUUUUGAACACUGGCUGCACCUUCUGGCCUCCUCACCUCACCUAGAGACAACAUGCAGAAUCUAAAAGAGAAUUGUUCCCAGAGGAGUGGAGAGAAUUAUAAGAGCAAUUUGGCACUAAAUGUGAAAUGCGAUGCUCAAAAAGCACAUACCAGACUUAUGAUCAGGUGUCUGCAAACCUUUGCCAACAUAGUGUAUAUGUAACAUCUGACCCAGGUAGUCUAACAGGGAACGAGGUUGUAUUGUAAUUUGGUGAGUGACAUUCGUGCAGAGCCCACAGAAUAUGGAUCAAAGUGUCCGGACAAACCGUCUGUUUCAGUGUUGCAACAACCACUUCCUAUAGUGUACCUUGAAGUGAAAGUGCCUCUGGCCAGGAAAGAUGAGAUCUUCAGGGAAGUUGAAUGCCCAGACAAGCACAGCAUGCUCAUUGCAAACCUCAAACUUCCUAGGUUGGUAAGGCAUAAUGCCAUUUAUGUUUAGUAGGUCUGGCAACCACUGCUGAUAAAUAAAUGGAUUAGCAAAGUUCACACUGGUUGUUAACCACAUCAAUAAUUGCUGCUGUAUUUAAGUCUAACCCAGAAUAAAUGUGAAGGUCAGAUGGUACUGUGGAAUGCAUAUGAGGUAGGUCUCUUGGCACAGCACAAUACACCUUCCCACCUGCCAUAACAAACUGUUACUGUUGAUCACAUUCUCUCUCUGCUUUAUAUAUAGACUCUACUGCAUCAUUAAAUAUGUACCACCUGUGUGAACAAUGGCAUUCGACUCUUCCCCACUAACAGUCAGCUUUAUUUGGAGUAGGAUGAAUAUGAUGCUUUUAUACUGGACACCCCAGCAUCUAUCCACUCAACAACCAUAUGUAUAAUGUUAAAUAUUCAGCUUAUCAAUUAAUUAAUUAGCAUUGUGAUACUGUUCAAGUUGAGAUAUCCUCAAGUAGGAAAGAAGACAAAAAUCUUUCUUAAAAAAGGUUUUUGGCCUUCCGUUUGUCAUUUCCACAAACAUGUGAACCACCAUUCUAACACUCAACCUGGAAGUGCUUCCCUGACUAAACAGAGCAGAGUAAACUGGCUGAGGUCCUUCACUAACUUCCUGGACUUGGACCAGCACAGCCUGCUGUAAAUAUACUGCAGGUCAAGAAGUUCAGUGCAUAUGGUACACUCAGCUGAUCACACCACUUCCUGGAGAGAACCAUUCUUUCUACAAGCCAGUAGACUUCUCAACUUGAAGCAUAUGUGCUAGACAUUCUAUCCAGGCGCCUCCUCAGGGGCUUUGCAGACAAGAUGUUGUCUCUUUCAUCACACAAAAAGACACUGCACAGUCACCCGGGCAGAGAAGUGAGAAAGUGGAAGAUAACUAACACAGCACUUAGAAUGAAGAUCCUCCUAAUUUUCAACUUCUGCCUUAUAGCUGGAUCUGAUGCUGUAACUACAGUAACCGGAUACAGAGGAAGAUCAGUUAAGAUCGAAUGCCGCUAUAAACCUGGAUAUGAAGAAUACAAGAAAUAUCUCUGCAAAGGUGAAUGUAAUGCCUGGAAGCAUGUUCUUAUUUAUUCUUCAUCUCCUGCUGAAGACACCAGAUUCUCUCUGUAUGACGACACAAGAGCCAGGAUCUUCACUGUCACCAUCACUGAUCUGAGAGCCAAGGAUAACGGCACUUACUGGUGUGGGAUUGAGCGAGCAUGGCCAGUAAAAGAUAUUUACACAAAGCUUCAACUGCUGGUUAAACUGGAUGUUCCUGCAAGCAGUACUGUCUCACAGUCCACACACACCACAUACUCUGCUACAACACCUAUCACAAGUCCAUCAGUGCAUCCUGAGACUCCUCCAGCUACAACUACUCCAUUAAUCACAGCUCAACACCGUACCACUGCUCCCUCAUCUGAUGAUGUUCCAGGUUUAGUUACCUACUUCCUGAUCAGUACAGGUGCAGUGGUGUUCAUUUUUGUUGUGAUCAUAGCAAUCUACUGCAAAAGAAGAUGUCAAGGCCCAGAAACAUCUUCCAAAGAGUCAGGUGAUGUUCAAGCAAGAGUAAACACCAACAUACGUGGAUCUGUAUGCAAGACUCCAGACCCAACCACCAGCCAAUCAGAAUCAAUCUAUCAGAAUCCAAGUAUUACUGAUAGUCAAUCAGAUUCUCUCUACCAGAAUCUGACAGUCACUAAUAGCAAAUAAGAUGUAGAUAAGAUUUAAACCCUCUCACAGUGUUUACUGGUUUCCCAGCAGGCAUUUUUCUUGGCCUGUGGAUUAUUCAUUUUCUGUAUUGUAAUUGCUUAUUACAUGAUUAUGCAUAGACCCAAUUUUAAAGCCUCCUAUUGCAGAAUUUACACUUGAUUUAUUUACCCUUCUAUGUAACUUUAUGUAAUAUAAAUAUCAAUUAUUUGUUUAGUCAUUUUUGCAAUUUUAUUUUCAUAAGAAAUGGUAGGGGUUCCCUGGUGGUCUAGUGGUUAGGAUUCAGCGCUCUCACCGCCGUGGCCUGGGUUUGAUUCCCGGUCAGCCAUUAGGGUUGCACAAGCCAGUGCACUCUUAGUGUCGGUACCAAGCCCGGAUAAAGGGGAGGGUUGCGUUAGGAAGUGCAUCCAGGCGUAAAACGUGCCAAAAAUAGGACAUGCGGAUCAUGAAUACGAAUGACCCGCUGUAGCGACCCCUAAUGGGCGAAGCUGAAGCUGAAGACUUUAUUUUCAUGACAAAUUUGUGUAUUUUCCUUUUCACUGCUCUACAUUAUGUCUAAUUCCACAAAAAAGUAAAUGAAAUAAUAAAUACAUUUACACAGAAUGAUUGAAUGUACAUUUUCACAUGGUUUGUUUGCAAUGUAAAUACAGUAC